Anoplophora glabripennis (Asian longhorned beetle) is the source of this 1099-nucleotide messenger RNA. RefSeq names its product retinol dehydrogenase 13-like. The record is from RefSeq and is a predicted model, not a curated record. The coding region runs from base 95 to 1042 and encodes 315 amino acids. The transcript has 4 exons. NCBI's taxonomy places the organism in Eukaryota, Metazoa, Arthropoda, Insecta, Coleoptera, Cerambycidae.
AACGUUUCUCGUCUCGUCUCGUCGUAACGUCACAACAUAGUUUUCCACAUUCAGUAGCGGAUUUAAGUAAUAAGAAAUACAUUGCAAAAUCGAAAUGUUGCUAGUUGUUUUAUACAUUAUCAUAUUUCUUUUUGUAAUAUCAAAAAUUACCUGUGGUUGGUGUUACAGCAAAGCUUGUUUAAUAGGAAAAACUGCCAUUAUAACAGGUGGAAAUUCAGGUAUUGGAUAUCAAACAGCCCUUUCAUUAGCAUCAAGAGGAUGCAGAGUUAUAAUAGUAGAUAAAGACGAUUCUUCUGAUGCCAGAUCCACAAUAAUUAAGGAAACAGACAAUCCAAACAUCGUUUCGAAAAUACUAGAUUUGCAAUCACUUAAAUCUGUAAGAGCUUUUGCUCAGAAUAUUAUAGAGACUGAACCCAGACUGGAUAUAUUAAUUAACAACGCUGGAACGGGCACAAGCGGUCUGCAAUAUACAGAGGAUGGACUGCACAAGACAAUGCAAGUGAAUUACUAUAGUCACUUUUUGCUGACUCAUUUACUUCUAGAUUUAUUAAAAAAAUCUGCUCCAAGCCGAAUCAUUUUCACUAGUUCCCUAGCUGCUUUUUUAACCAAACUCAAACUGGAAGAUUUGAAUCCGUCCGAAGAAGGCUCUUUCCUGGCAAACUUUUACGCCAAUUCUAAAUUGUGCGCCAUAAUUGCUGCAAAUGAAUUUGCAGCGAAACUGAGGGGAACCGGCGUGACUGCGAAUUCGCUCCAUCCUGGAGGAGCUCGUUCAAGAAUAUAUAUUAAAUCAUUUGCGGAGGAGAAGUCAUUUCUCGUUUUUUUGGCAGGAUCUCUUGCUCUAAUAUUUGGAAAGAGUUGUGAGGAAGCAGCUCAAACGACAAUCUAUCUGGCUUGUGCAAAGGAGAUCGAAAAUGUUUCAGGACAAUUUUUUAUCGAUUGCAUAAAAUUUGUACAACCUUUACAGACCCAUAGCAAGGAACUUUGCAAGAAAGUAUGGGAUACAUCAAUGAAAUUUACUGGAAUUGAAAAUUCUGGAUCUUAAUUAUUUUUAUUUAUAAUUUUACCAUUUUAAAGGCUAAAUAAAAUGUUAUUUUUGUUA